Molecule: messenger RNA, 287 nt
Organism: Acanthoscelides obtectus
Lineage: Eukaryota; Metazoa; Arthropoda; Insecta; Coleoptera; Chrysomelidae
Source: the annotation of a GenBank genome assembly
GGAAAUUUGAGGCUAUGAAACGACAUUUAAGCGUCAUUUCAUUUUGAUAAUAUUGUUGCAUGCCCAGUUAUUUCAAAGAAUCCCCCAUCCUGUCAAUAACCGAUGAUUAUCAGUUACUCUUAUUUUGCCUUGCUCUCAGUUUUUGCGAUCGCUGUGGAGAUAAUUUUUCUCUAUGAAAGCUGCGGUGAGUAGAAAAAAUGUUGGCUGUCGAUAUGCCUGGAACCGAGAGAAGAUUCAGAAGAUUGGUGCAGAUAUCAGCUUGUUUUUCAGGUCAGUCUAGUCUAGUC